AUGAGUGAUAUAUUACGUAAAUGGUUAACGCAUAGUUUAGGUAUCGUAUUAGAUUUAUCAUCCGAUAAAUUUGGUUUAAAUGCUCGCGAUGGACGAUUAAUUGCACAUAUUUUACAUAAUUAUGAUAUCAUAUCAAGUAUACAAUUAAGUGUUAUUGUACCAACGGAUGAUCCGUUGGAGGCACGACAAAAUUUCAAUCAUAUUAAAAUCUGGUUGAAUAAUAUUAAUAUCCAUUGUGAUGAUACAUUGUACGAUGAUAUAGCGGAUGGUAAAAGUUCUGCUGCGAUUCAAUUAUUCUAUCAAUUGUAUUUAAUAUUUGAAAGUCCGGAAAAUUUGUAUGUGAUACAGAAUAAAAAGUUACAGCGAUUUAUACCAUCACAAAAUACACGCUUUCAAGUACACAAAGUUAAGGAUGAAUUAAAAGAAUGCAUUAGCAAUAAUCCUCUUGCGAAACCAUUAAAAGAUCAACAGGAAUUAAUACAAUGGUACAAAACAAAAUACCAGAAUAUUGAGAAAAAAAUUAAGGAAACUCGAGAACAUUAUAAAAAAUAUGUGGAAAAUAAAUGUAAACAUAAAAAAUCCCAUCCAACACGAUUCUUUGAUGUUAAACCAACAUCUGUCGCUGACCACGGCGUUGAUCUACUUGACGCAGACAAAAAGAAAAUGUACCAUGAAUUCUGUCAAACAAUACGAAAAUUUGAUUUAAACGAAAUGAGAGAUUGCACUUACGAUGAACUUUUAUCAAUAAUUCAUGCUGAACAGAGCAUGGAAAAUAAUUCACCCGUUCCCGAAGAUAUCAUGCAUAAAGUAAAACAAAAAUUCAGACAAAUAACAACCGCUCGAAAAUAUAAACAGAAAUUAGAAUCGAAAUUAAUCCAAGAUUUAUGGAAUGAUAUUUUAUCGAAACAAGAAGAUGAAUUUGAUAAAUUAAUAGCGGAAAAAACACUAAAACAGUCAGAAUAUGAGAAACAAAUUGUAACGAAAUGUUUCGAUGUACGAAAUCAAAAGAAUAUCAUAGCGGAAAAUCGACGAUUAGUUGAGAAUCUUAUUGAACGACGACGUGCAGAUGAUUUUAAUAAUGCGGUUUUAUAUCGCGUCGAAGAGCUACAAACGGUACAACGUCAUUAUGAUUUCGAACGUGAACGAAACAUACAAUUACAUCGAAAAUUGUAUGCGAAACGAUUAAAAUCAAAAGCGGAUAUGCAUUAUAAUAUCUGUAAUGACAUAAUGAAUACUUUUGUCGAUAUGGCAGUGAAAACAGCGGAUUAUGAGCGAUUACAUAACGAAAGCGUACCUCAAUUUUUAUUAGGUCAAUGGCGUCAAUUAUUUUUGGCCAGUCAACCGUUGUACGAUUAUUUGGAGCAUGUGGAGAAAGUUAUCAACGAAAUACCUGGACCCGUUGAGAAAAUUGUCCAAAUGGAAUAUGAUCGACAGAAUAUUUUAAAUGAUAAUGAUUUGUUUGAGUAUACGCAUUAUUUAGGGCAAUGGCAAUUAAGAAUUUUAUUCGAGGAUAAUCUAAAAGAAAUUGAUGAAAGUGUAUUAAAUGAAAGUUAUGUGUUAAUCGGACAUAUUGUACAUCGUUUAUUAUUAACCAAAUAUCCGAUACCAUCAAAUCUAUCACCACCGAAAAUACCAAAUUUUCGUAUCGCUGCCGCUGUUACAAAUAUCACCGAUUAUACAUUGAUGGGUGUAUUACGGGACCUAUUAAAGCGUGCCAACGUAACAAUUAUACAAAUUGAGAGUGCGAUUAAAUACGUUUUAGAAUGUUUUCAAAUGGAAAUGUUAGGUAUCGAGGAUAUUGAAAUUAAAUUCUAUGAUGAAACUGUCCGUUGGAUAUUAUCAUCGACAAAUGUAUCUCUGGUUGUGGUACCAGAUUCGAAAAAUAAAAAAAUAUCGGAAAAGGCUAAGAAAAAACAAGCACAAGUUGUAAAGAAAAAACCACAGCAACUUGUAAAAGUAAAACCAUCGAAACAACAAGUUGUAAUUUAUGAAAAAUCAACGCAAACACCAAAAAUAUUACCUGUAACAUUAGCAAAAGAAAAUUUUACCGAAGAAGCCUUGUUGGGAAAACAAGCAUAUGAAUCGUUGGUCUUAGGCAAACCAAUAAAUGAUCAUUUAAUGGCAGAAAUUAUAAUUGCAUAUUUAAAAACAUUAGAAGAUGACAGAGGUUACGUUUUAUUAAAUUAUCCACGUACAUUGAAACAAGCAUUGAUUCUUGAACAUCGAAUGACAGCAAAAAUUCCGAAAAUUAAUGAAGAUCUAUUGUCAUCAAUGACAACAAUCGAUGAUUUAUUACCAUCUAUUGAAAAUUUAUUAAUUAAUAAAACGGAUUCACAAAUUCAAGAAGAUCCACAUAAACUAAAACGUAUAUCCAAGAUCGUACCGAAUCCAAACUGUGAAAUAAAAACUUACAAUGAUCCGAAGCAUACCACAUUUUUUACUGCUUUCAUUACAGCUCGAAGAGAAAGAAAAGCAGAUUAUGAAAAUCGUAAGCCAACUGAAAUGUACGAUGAAGAUUUGUUUGGCAGUAUCUAUGAAGAAUUACAGCAAAUAUAUAAUAAAAAAGGCAAAAAGAAGAGCGGAACCCUUGACCCCGCUAGUGCCGUCAAGAAAUUACCGUUUCAUUCAAAAUCAGCCAGUGAAGUGAUAUCUUCAGAAAUGAGUGUCACAACAGGUGACGGAAGUCAACAAGCUACCGAUGAUCAACAAAAAGAUGCAGAAGAUAAAAAAUUUUCUCAUGCACUGAUUAAUCCAAAUAUUGGAGUUGGUAUUGCAACAUUAUGGGAGAACAUGGAAAAUGUUUAUUUAAAUGAUAUUAAAGAAUUAUUUUUUAUAAAACGUGCAAAUCGUGAAUCCAUAAUGCCAUAUUGUACGUUUGUAAAAGAUCAUAUGAAACAAUUUAUCGUUCGUCCGGAUAAUAAACAAAGUACUUUACAAGAGUUUCAAUAUUAUUAUAAUGCGAUUAAUAACGAUUUACGAGAUGAUGGUAACAUUCAAGCUGAAUUACAUUGCCGUGUUGAUGAGCUGCGUAAUAAAUUGUGGGAAAUGUGCGAUGAACGUUUACAAGAAGUCGAAAACGAACGGCAACGUUUAAUUAAAUGCCAUUGGGUGACGGAUCAAAUGCUUUUAUUAACAAAUUUAUUUAUAAAUUUAAUGCAAAUUGAAUUAAAUCGUACAGCGGAUACAUUACAAGUAAUACAAGACUAUUAUAUGUUAAUAACAUCCGGAAAAUUAGAUAUGGAUGAAUUAAUACAGAAAAUUAAAUUACAAAAGGUUGAAACUGUUGAACGGAAAUUAGGAUCAAUGGAAAGUGUACCACCAAGUUAUUCUUAUGAUCGUGAGAAAAUAGUUUUUACGCCGAUUGGACAGCAGAUUUAUGAUACAAUGGUACAAUUGUUUAUAAAUAUUUCGACGUCCUCAUUUGCUGAUACCCCUUUUAUGGAAUAUAUCAAAAAUAAUAGUCAACUUGCGAUACAACAUAUCGAAAAUUGGAAGAGUAAAUUAAUUGACCCACCCCAAACAGGAAGUGAUAUAUCACUAAAAACAUCGAAACGACAAAUAAACGAGGAAGAAUGGCAAGAGGCAUUAAAUAUUGAACUAAAACGUAUUCGACAACGUAUCAAAGCAAUUGAACAGCGUGCUUAUAUUGAUAUUAAAGAAUUAUUCGAUUGUUCCGCUUUGACGUUUUAUACAAUUUACAACAAUAUCCAAAAGCAAUACAAUAAUGAAAUCAAAAGUGUGAAAACUGUUUGCGAAGUAUUUGAUAAAGCGAUUAUGGAUCAAAUUAAAAUUCAAUAUGAGUUGGUGCUUGAUAAUAAAGACUUCUUAGUUUAUAGUGAUACGUUAUUGUAUCCAUCGAAACCGUUCAAAUCGAAACCGCCGAUUACGGAACAAUUACGAGAAGGUGAAUUUACCUAUAAACAAUUGAAACAACUGUUCGAUAUAUUUUAUGAUGUUGCGCCGAAUGGAAGUAUUCCAGAACGUGUCCUUACAUUUAUUUUACAAGAUUUGAUUUUUUCGGACGCUGAAGAUGGUUUCCAUGAUUCAGUACCAUUGCUAUGGAGACAUGUUGAUCCCACAAAAGUUUCAUCAAUAUUAUUCGAUAUGUUUGGUGAUCCAGAAUUUGUUGAUUGGCGUGAUUUUCUAAUAUAUAAUAUGGGUUUACGUUUUCCAACGGAAAAUGAAGUUUUAAAAACAUGGAUGACAUAUCGUUUAUAUGAUACACAACGUAAAGAAAUUAUAUCCAGGAAACACUUUAAUUAUGUUCGUUUAUGGUUUGAAACGGAACCACAAGUUGUUGAACAUUCAUCGAUAAUUAUGAAUCCAUCGACGAAAACAUCUCAUGCAUCUAUAAAAGUAUCUGAUUUUGUACAGGAUGUUGCUGAAGUAAACGAAGUGACUGAAACAACUACAAAAGUUUCACCGAAAGAAAUGCGAAUUAGUUUAUUAAAAGAUUUAUUAUUUGACAUGUUUCAAGUUGACGUCGAUUGUUUGAAUUAUACGGGGCUUUUGUUAGCAUUCUGCAAGGAUGAAAAACCUAUCAUGGGUUUGGUUAAAGCGCUUAGUUUAACGUUAGAGUCAUUAAUUGGUUGGGAUCCAAAAUUAGGUGCGGAGCGUGAAAAACAAGAUAUCUUAGAAUGUUAUAAUCUUGAAGCCGUAAAUGGAGAACAAAUGGGAGAAAUGAGUAAUGAUAGUAACUUGUCAAAAUAUAAUUGUUUCUGUGGUGAUACAACGAUUGUCGAUUACAGCAGUCCAGAUCGUCUCAGUCAAUACACAAAUUCAUCUUCGAACAUGCUCUCAAAGGACAACGAUGACUCAGUACCCAGUAUUUUACCGUAUUACUAUCAACAAAAACAUUUAUCACAAACGAAAAACGAUGAUUUCGAUGAAGAACAACAGUACUUUCAAAAACGUUCAUUUGUAUCAAUUGCACUGGCGCACACGUACUCCGAUAAUCAAUUAUCGAUUUACAAUAAUCGUGUGUAUUUGUUACCGAUUGAAGCACCAUUAGUGACACUUGCAGCGUGUUUACCAUGGCACAUACGUGUUGAAUGUAUCACAAAUCAAAGUUUACGUCAACUAUUGGAGAAAAUUCAUGCGGACUUAUUUGAAACGCAUACACAUCCAUCAAUUUACGCUUAUAAGUUUUUACAACAUCCGAUUAUUUUGGAUAUGUUAAGUACAUGUUUUAAAUUCCAAGCAUUAUAUCCGCCGGAUAUAGUACGCAAACAUGUACGUCCUUCAAAUCAAUUUUAA
Messenger RNA from Chrysoperla carnea, 5256 nucleotides. RefSeq names its product sperm flagellar protein 2-like. NCBI's taxonomy places the organism in Eukaryota, Metazoa, Arthropoda, Insecta, Neuroptera, Chrysopidae. The record is from RefSeq and is a predicted model, not a curated record. Bases 1 to 5256 code for a protein of 1751 amino acids. Gene Ontology annotation, molecular function: protein binding. The transcript is spliced from 11 exons.